This is a messenger RNA of Microplitis mediator, 1308 nucleotides long. RefSeq names its product UPF0764 protein C16orf89 homolog. Gene Ontology annotation, cellular component: membrane; cytosol. The transcript has 7 exons. The coding region runs from base 190 to 1203 and encodes 337 amino acids. The record is from RefSeq and is a predicted model, not a curated record. Lineage: Eukaryota; Metazoa; Arthropoda; Insecta; Hymenoptera; Braconidae.
CGAAUUAGUCUCGAUGAGAAAAAUCUAUAAGAAUCAUGAGAGUGCAAUCGCGGAUUUAUUAGGACUUUAAACAAUUUAGGUGAAUAAACAAAUGUUUGUUUAACUGAUAAAUCGGCUGUUGGUUGGUGGGGAUUUUCAGCAGUAUAAAGUAAGACGUUUGUUUCUUCCGUGGGUAGUUUUAAACAAAGAAUGAAGCUUCGAGGGUAUAUUUUUCUCUGGUUUUUGGCGACCUGUGGAUUAUGUUGGGGAUCUGAACUCACUCCUGAUUACUUCGAUGAUCUUACCUAUGCUCUAUAUAAAGCCGUUAAAUUUAUUAAUGAUAGACUUGGUCAAGUUAAUAUUGAUAGUAUUUUCGGAAUAACUCUCGCUGAAGCAAAUUUGAUUGCUGCUUUGUCAUCGUCUAAUAUAAAAUUUUUACCUCGUGAACAAUGGACUUUACUUAAUGAAAUUGUAAAUUUAUGUCUAAGUUCUCGCACAAAUUUUGAUAAACAGUUAGAUAAAAAAAAUGAUUCUUUUACUAUGAUGUCGAAAGUAUUAAUACAAUCAGAUAUUUGGAUUCACCCCAUAAAUUGGCAAAAUGGACUUAUACUUUCAACAUAUAAAUAUAAUUUCCUUUCAUCAAAAAAUAAAGCAGCUUCAUUAAUAUGGCAAGGCUCUCCUCAAGAGCCUGAGAGUGAUUCGUGUCUUGUAGAAUUAGUUAAAGAUAAUUGUCAUGUGUCAAAUAAAUGCGCGGAUAUGUUAUUAAAAGAAGAUGGAUCUCGAGGAUAUCCUUUGACUCAUCGAUUGCUUUUUGUUCAAGCUGCUAAAGCAUUACAGUGUAAAGAACAUCGUCGAACGAAUUUUAAAAAUUUGGUUAAAAAUUAUUGUCGAAAUAUUUUGAACGAUUUAUUUGAAUUGGAAGUUAACGGGUUUCCUUCAAAAUCACAGGAUUUAAUAAUGGAACAAAUUGCACUGUGUGGUAUGGAAGGAUUUUCAGAAUUUACAAAUCCACAUUAUGGGGGUUUGAUAAUCGAAUGGCAAAAUUCCUUUGGUUGUUUUAAAACUCGCAAUUCUGAUCAGCAGAUUCAAUUUCGUUAUAAAAGAACAUCGAAUCCUUUAGAUCACGGGUGUGAUGGCCACACCAUUGGGGUCGCUGCAGCUGCAUUAAGUAUAUUAAUUCGAGAAUUCAUUGAAAAUAACCUAAACCUAAAUCCAUAUAAAUAAUUAUAUAAAACUGAGUUAUAAAAAAAAAAAAUUUAGUAUAAUUAUAUAAUUUAUUUUAUUAUUUUUAUAAAUUGUGAUUCUUAAAAUAUAAAUAACAUGUAAUAU